Molecule: messenger RNA, 2119 nt
Organism: Phyllopteryx taeniolatus (common seadragon)
Lineage: Eukaryota; Metazoa; Chordata; Actinopteri; Syngnathiformes; Syngnathidae
Gene: pnpo
Product: pyridoxamine 5'-phosphate oxidase
Exons: 7
Coding region: 199-1023 (274 amino acids)
Biological process (GO): pyridoxine biosynthetic process; pyridoxal 5'-phosphate biosynthetic process
Molecular function (GO): FMN binding; pyridoxamine phosphate oxidase activity
Source: RefSeq, a predicted model, not a curated record
UUCGUGAACGUAACCACAUUUAAUAGUUUUCUAUUCGCUUCAUGUCAUCAUAAGCCUUCAGUUGAGUAAGAGACCAUCGGCUAUUAGGAAGGGGGGGGGGGGGGGGAAAUAUGAGUUAUAUAUUAACAUCGGUUACAAAACUUGCGUGAUGUUUUUCCGUAAAAGGAGACACGCAGUUACGUCAUAUUGGCGACAGGUAUGAGGCGGACGCUGUCAUUGCGACCGAUUGUAUUAUUAUUGAGUGCAAAUCGCGCUUCUCUUUUGCCUCCGACUUCGUGCGAACGAAGCGUCUUUGCACACUUUCUCGGCGGAGAGUCGACGCGUGACAGCUCCAGCAUGGAUCUCAGUGACAUGAGGAAGAAGUACAAAGGAGACGAGGAGUGUUUCGAGGAGGACCAGCUGACUUCUCUGGACCCAAUCGAGCAGUUUGGAAGCUGGUUCGACGAAGCCACCAAGUGCCAUCAGGUUGGCGAGGCCAACGCCAUGUGCAUCGCCACGGCAACCAAAGACGGCCGGCCGUCGGCCCGCAUGGUCCUGCUCAAAGGUUACAGCGACUACGGCUUCCGAUUCUUCACCAACUACGAGAGCCGCAAGGGAACGGAGCUGGAGAGCAACCCUCACGCUUGUCUCGUCUUCUACUGGGAACCUUUGAACAGACAGAUCCGCAUCGAGGGCGAGGUGGAGCGCAUCCCCUACCAGAGCUCUCGCGAUUACUUCCACUCGCGGCCAAAAAGCAGCCAGAUCGGGGCGGUGGUGAGCCGGCAGAGCACGCCGGUUCCCGACAGAGACUUCCUGAGGGGGAAGAACGCGGAGCUAGAGGAGAAGUACAAGGACACACAAGUGCCCUUUCCAGACUACUGGGGGGGCUAUGUGGUGAAGCCCCAUCUGAUAGAGUUCUGGCAGGGUCAGACCAACAGGCUACACGACCGCAUCGUCUUCACCAAAAUGGCCGCCGACGCCGAGCUGGGAGAGCAUCAGCGGCGUGGCGAGGGGGGUUGGGUUUACCAGCGACUCUCCCCGUGAGCGCCGGACAGAACUUCAAAAUCUUCAUCCUGACUUAACUUGAGUGCUUGCCCCCCCCCCAUCUAGUAAUCCCCUGCCACAAAUAGCAAAAAAAAAAAAAAAAAAAAACAAAGUCAGUAAUUGACGUCCCCCCAAAUGUUUUGAAUUUCCAUAAAUUAAUAGUUUAAACCACUACCUUGAAAAAUACUUGGCUCUUAAAGUACCUUAACUACAAAAUUAUACACAGUUUGAACAUUAACACCGUACUUAAUGAUUCAAUAAAAAUAUAUUGCACAUGAGUUUUUGUUUUUUUUAAUGUCAAUAUAUGUUUGAGAACAAACUGUUUCACAAUAGGAAUUGCAAAUUUAUUGUCAAGUUAAAUACAACUGAACUGUACAUAAAUGUACUGUCAUGGAUUAAAAAAAAAAAAUAAUACAUAUACAUUAUGCACUGUUUGAUCAUUUAAUUCAGUGAUUCUUUGGCAUACCACUAGAGGGAGCCUGCGUAACGCUUCGAGAAUCACUGGUCUCGAUCGUAAAAAUUCAAAACUUCUCAUUUCAAACUGUUCUUAGAAAAUUACCCUUAAAAAUUAAAGUUUGAAGCAUAGAAUCAUCUAAAAAAGUAUUUAUAACGAAUUAAGAUGAUGACAAAACCUAAUUGUUUCAAACUCAUUUCAUAACUCCACUAAAAAUAAAUUGCUUGCACUCAGUUUGAUUUAAAAGGAAAUGCAGCAAUGCAAUUGAAGUGCACAUGCACAUGCAGCGAAGACUCUGUAACUUCUGCUAACAACCCAGGCUAAUCUUAGCCCCUCCCUGACAUCUGAGUCGAGAUGGAUCAGUUGAGCAUACCUCCUCGACACAAAUUAUUGCUUUCCUAUUUCGACGGUGUUGGCGUUUUAGAAAGAGCACAAAAAAGUGUGCAUUUUUCAGUGAUUAGCUGCGGAUAGCUUCGACAAAAAAAAAUGGCAAUGUGUGAACUGUGAAUAUCCAUACAUAAUCCAUACUGCCUGCAGCCAUCCUGCAUUUUAGUGCCCUUAAAAGUGCUGCUGAUUGUGUCCAUUGUGUGUAUCUUAUACAGAUGUUUCAUUUUUCAUUAAUAAAUGAAUGGUUUGUUAAGA